GCGGAGCUGCUGUCAUGGCGGCCGCUCUGUGGGGCUGCUUCUCCGUCCUGCUGCUGGUGCUGUCGGGCGAUGCGCAAAGCUCGGAGGUGCCGGGGGCUGCCGCCGAGGGCCCCGGAGGGGCCGGGGUCGGCACCGGCGAUCGUUUCAAGAUCGAAGGGCGUGCGGUCGUCCCAGGGGUGAAGCCUCAGGACUGGAUCUCGGCGGCCCGAGUGCUCGUGGACGGGGAGGAGCACGUCGGCUUCCUCAAGACAGAUGGAAGCUUCGUGGUUCAUGAUAUACCUUCUGGAUCUUAUGUAGUAGAAGUUAUUUCUCCAGCUUACAAGUUUGAUCCUGUCCGGGUAGAUAUCACUUCAAAAGGAAAAAUGAGAGCAAGAUACGUGAAUUACAUCAAAACAUCAGAAGUAGUCAGACUGCCCUAUCCUCUCCAGAUGAAAUCUUCAGGUCCACCUUCUUACUUUAUUAAGAGGGAAUCAUGGGGCUGGACAGACUUUCUCAUGAACCCAAUGGUUAUGAUGAUGGUUCUUCCAUUAUUGAUAUUUGUGCUUCUGCCUAAAGUGGUCAACACAAGUGAUCCUGACAUGAGACGGGAGAUGGAGCAGUCCAUGAAUAUGUUGAAUUCCAACCAUGAGUUACCGGAUGUGUCUGAGUUCAUGACAAGACUCUUCUCUUCAAAAUCCUCUGGCAAAUCUAGCAGCAGCAGCAGUAAAGCAGGCAAAAGUGGAGCUGGCAAGAGGAGGUAGUCAGGUGGUCCCCAGCUGUCCUCUGCACAAACAUGGCAGCACUGCUGGGCAGCAUCCAAGUCUUGGUGGAGAAUCGUGUGGAGCAUCUGCUGGAGUCGCCCUGGAAGUUGAUCUCUUUGCAACUGUUGUAUGUUAAUUUUAACAUGUUUUGUACUUGGUACGCAAGAAAACCCAGCUUUCAUCCUAUAUCUGUAUGAGGUCAAUGUUGAUGUCACUGAAUUAAUUACAGUGUCCUAGAGAAAAUGACAUUAAUAAAUUAUAUGAAGUACUAUACAUUAUGUAUAUUAAAAGAAAUCUUAAUCCAGAGAUCAAA
Jaculus jaculus (lesser Egyptian jerboa) is the source of this 1053-nucleotide messenger RNA. RefSeq names its product ER membrane protein complex subunit 7 (gene Emc7). The transcript has 5 exons. NCBI's taxonomy places the organism in Eukaryota, Metazoa, Chordata, Mammalia, Rodentia, Dipodidae. Gene Ontology annotation, molecular function: carbohydrate binding. The record is from RefSeq and is a predicted model, not a curated record. Gene Ontology annotation, cellular component: EMC complex. The coding region runs from base 15 to 740 and encodes 241 amino acids.